GCGGCGGCGUCUCGGGCGGUCGGGGCUGCAGGCGCUGGUGUCAGGGUUCCCGGGCGUGCGAAGGCGGCGGAGGCGGGAAAGGCAGCGAGCGGUUCAGGGCGAGCGGCCGCUGACUUUGCAGAGCAGCUCGCGGGAGAGAUGGUGAUGGCGGCUAAGAAGGGCCCGGGCCCAGGUGGCGGGGUCGGAGGCAGCAAGGCGGAGGCCGAGGCGGCUUCGGAGGUGUGGUGCCGCCGGGUGCGGGAGCUGGGCGGCUGCAGCCAGGCCGGGAACCGCCACUGUUUCGAGUGUGCCCAGCGCGGGGUCACCUAUGUGGACAUCACCGUGGGCAGCUUCGUCUGCACCACCUGCUCCGGCCUCCUGAGAGGUCUGAACCCCCCACAUCGAGUCAAGUCUAUCUCCAUGACAACUUUCACUGAACCUGAAGUUCUGUUCCUCCAGUCUCGUGGAAACGAGGUCUGCCGCAAGAUCUGGCUGGGUCUUUUUGACGCUCGGACAUCGUUGAUACCAGAUUCCAGGGACCCUCAGAAAGUGAAGGAGUUUCUCCAGGAAAAGUACGAGAGAAAAAGAUGGUAUGUCCCCCCGGAGCAAGCCAAAGGCUCCUCCUACAGCAAAGGCAGUGCCUCCACCCCUGCCCAAGGCUCUGUCCCAGAAGGGAAACCCGUGCGGACACUUCUGGGAGACCCUGUGCCAUCUCUCUCUGAUGCUGCUUCCUCUUCAAGCCAGUCUGCCAACCAGUCUCAGACUCGUACAGCCCAGGCCAGGAGCUCCCAGCCGUCCACCAAGAAAGCCAGCACCGACCUGCUGGCCGAUAUCGGCGGAGACCCCUUUGCCGCUCCGCAGGUGGCACCAGCCUUUGCUGCAUUCCCGGCCUUUGGAGGCCAGACUCCUCCCCAUGGAGGCUUUGCCAACUUCGAUGCCUUCAGCAGCAGCCCCGGCGCUCCCGCCUUUGGAAGCCUCCCUCCGUCGGUCCAAGCCCCGUUCCAGGCCCAGCCCACCCCUGCAGCCGGUCGGAUGCUUACCGGAAGUUACGGCGUUGGGAGCAGCCAGAUGUCCGCAUUUGGGGUUGCUCCUCUCGAGACUGCCACUCAGCCCAGCAGCCUUGCAGAUGUGGGUGGCCUCCUGGGACCCAGGGUGGCAGCUGGAGGUCUCCCUGGCAGUGUUUUCGGGAUGCCCAGCCAGGUUCCUGCGCUACAGCCGGCCGUGCCAGGCGUUAGCAGCAGUGCGGGGUUCCCCUUUGGAGCCUUCACCAACCCCUUCACCACCCCUGCCCAACCCCAGCUGCCUUCUACCAACCCGUUCCAGCCCAAUGGCCUGGCCUCGGGACCUGGCUUCGGGAUGAGCAGUGUUGGGCCCGGCCUCCUCCAGCCAGUGCCGCCCCCCGGGGCGUUUGCCAGCCCCUUCCCUGCACCGAUGUUCCCCACACAGGCUGCGCUGACCGAGCAGCAGACUGGCUCUUCCUUUGGUGACUUGGGAACCUCCAAGCUGGGGCAGAGGCCUCUGAGCCAGGCACCUGGGGUCUCUACCAACCCCUUCAUGACUGGAGCCUCAACAUUUGCCUCCAAACCUCCAACCACAAACCCGUUCUUGUAGCACUGUGUCCUUGGGGGAAGAAGGGGCUCCCCCCCUACUUGGUGGGGUGGGGCUCUGCUGUCCCCUUAGAGCCCUGGUGACCAUCUGCCUGUGGGGCAUUUCUGUGGGUCUGAGACUGGGUUUGGGCCUGGUUUGCAGGGUUAGGGAUCUGGGAACAGGGGAGGUGCCGAGCAUAGCUCGAGGCUGUGAAUGAAUCAGACUGUGGCCUCCUGGUCUGCCUCCCGGAGGCUUCCUCCCUGAUUGCGGUCACCUACCCAGGAAGAAGCCCAGAAGGAGCAAAGACACCCUCACCAGGAGGCCCCACAGCGGGGUAUUUGUCAGAUUAUUAAGUCUGAAGAUGGCCCUCUAUCCUGUCCCUUCCUCCUGGCCUGUGGCAAGAGAAGUUAGCGGCCUUCCCCUGAGGGAGCAACUGCUCCACGCCCAACCUUCCUAGCUGCCUCACUCCUCCCAGAAGGAAGCAAAGCCGGGAAUGCAGGGUAAAGACAGCCACAACCAGCCCUGGGACUGGGAAGCUCCUGUUGUCCAGUGCUUUUGUUUUCCUGGCUCAGCCCCGCCCCCUUCCUCCAUCUCCAUUCUCUUCCCAGGAUGCGGGAGUUUUACCUGCAGAGGACGUGUACCUGGCACUUUAGUUAUCUGUGUCAUGUUUGAAUACCAGUGUUUUAUAUUUAUAAAUAGUUUUCUAAUGUA
Messenger RNA from Mesocricetus auratus (golden hamster), 2277 nucleotides. It is a transcript of the gene Agfg2, whose product is annotated as ArfGAP with FG repeats 2. The transcript has 13 exons. Lineage: Eukaryota; Metazoa; Chordata; Mammalia; Rodentia; Cricetidae. Bases 139 to 1590 code for a protein of 483 amino acids. Gene Ontology annotation, molecular function: GTPase activator activity. The record is from RefSeq and is a predicted model, not a curated record.